Messenger RNA from Paramuricea clavata, 4367 nucleotides. The record is from the annotation of a GenBank genome assembly. Lineage: Eukaryota; Metazoa; Cnidaria; Anthozoa; Malacalcyonacea; Plexauridae.
AUGUUCCUGUUCCUGUCAGACACUUGUCAAGCUCUUGGUUGUCAUGUUAAACCAUUGUGGAGAAUAUUUAGUACACAGUCUGUUUGGAAAGACUCCAGUGUACAAGAGGUUAAAAUGUGUUUUACUAGUUCAUCGAAACAAUGUUUGACUAUACUAUUUUCGUGAAUUUCAAUCAUUCAUUGUUCGAAAGUAGCCGGGUGUUAUGAUGUUUAUUGGCGGCUACUGUCUUUAAACAACGCUGUGCAUCCAUCUCGCUUUUUCCACGGAUUGUGGCUAUAAAAAGUACUCCUGUUUUUGGCAUACCUUUUAGCCACGGUUUGUGGUUUGUGGUAAAGUACAGCUGUUUUCGGCAAAACGUUUUCGGGAUUCCUGCAUUGAGGGCAGCUCCUACUUUCUUCCCACAGCCGCUUACGUAAAAAGAUUACGAAAGCUCUGUAUACUGUAUACUGUAACGAUAUAUAUUUAUCUUAAGAUUUCUAUUUUGUUAGGUUUCCUUGCGCUGUGUUGACAGUCUACUCAAGACAGGCGGACUAAAUUUUGAAGCCAUUUCGGAUGACUUGUUCACUGUUGUCAUUUCUUGUUUACAAGAUAUUACUCCUGGAGAUAACGAAUCUGCUAGGUAAAAUACUAUUUUCAUUUUAUAUUCCAUCGUGGUCCAGCGUAGCUAAUAUUCUACCAUAAGCUGCCGUUGUUUGUGUCUCAACUACCUGAAAAAGAUAUAUCGAACGUAGUGGUCCAGUGUAGGUAGUAUUCUACCAUAAGCUGCGUCGUUUGUGUUUCAACUACCCGAAAAAGAAAUCUCAAACGUAGUCGUCCAGUGUAGGUAGUAUUCUACAAUAAGCUGCCGUGGUUUGUGUCUGAAUUACCUGAAAAAGAUAUCUGAACGUAGUGGUCUAGUGUAGGUAGUAUUCUACAGUAAGCUGUCGUGGUUUGUGUCUCAUACUACCGGAAAAAGAUAUCUCAAACCUGCUGGCUUUAAAAUCGUUCAGACAGAAACCACGUAUAUAAGUUGUCUUUAUUUAUUCAAAGAGUCAGCUAACGCCUCUGCCAUCCCUGUAGAUCUGAAGCAAACUGCAAACUACAAAAAUCAUUGGCAAGUGUAAUCACAACCGCCAUCAAACCACGCACUGGUCACAAACGUAUACCUCUUGUUCAUGUUAAUUCCUUAGCGAAGGCUGUCUGUGAUGUCACUCGCGAGUUUGAUGCUGUGCUGUGUCGAGAAUUGAAGGUAUUGCGCAAACCUCUCAUCAACUGUCAUCACAAUUUGAACCAGUUCUCAACUCUCAUCCUCGUUUGAUCAGUUUGACUUAACUGGGAUAAAUAAUAAAGUAUUUUUGUGUUUUAUUGUGUAUUUCAGACUUCUCUUGCUCAGUCGCUAUGUAUCGUAUGUGUUGAGGAAAAGUUGGCCGAUCCAGUACUUUAUGAAACACUCAAAACCUGUUCCGAAAACUUGAUUGACUGGUUUGUGCGCUCUGAAGAUUUCCAAGCAAGUAUCCCGCAGUAUUUAAUAACCUUGUGAUGUCAUCGUUACGUCAUAUUGUGUUAAAGUGAAUGUUAAAAUGACUUUUAUUUGUGUUCUUAUUUUAGUUUUUGGCCAAGUGUUUAUCAGAGUUAGUUCUUUCUGAUCUGCGGCAAAGAAAACAGGUGAACGUAGCGUUUAUUGGUGGCCGGGCAGCAGAUGGUGGUCAAAGACAUGCUGACAUUUCUAGGAUAAUAAAACAGUUAUUCCACUCACUCUCGUCGAAUAUGAGCGAUAGCCGAUUCGGCGCUACGCGCAUCAUCGGCUAUCAGCUCAUAUUCGACUCGAGUUCGUAGAAUAACUGUUAAAUAUCAACACGGAAAAUGUUUUAUAUUUGUUAAAUUGUAGAUGAAAAUGUCGACAUUUGACUCAAGAAUUCCUGAUAUUUAUUUGCCACCAAAUACAAGUACAAGACUACUACAUAGAAUGAAAAGAAUUAACAUUAUUUUCCCUCUCUGAUAACUGCAGCUUGACCACCAUCUACUGCACGAUAGUGCUAGGCUUGGAGAUUAUAACAAUAACUUGUUCUCCAUGCUGUAUGAGUUCAUUUCGACAAAACAUUUAAACAAUCAUGAUAUUUCAGGCUGAAAAUAACACAAUCAAGCGGCAGAAACUUGAGGCUAUGGACAUUGAUUUGCCAGAGAACAAGAUUCAUGUGGAAACCUUUCAAGAUAUUUGGUAUUAAAUAAAUUCCAUUUUCGCUGCAAGAAAGGAUGAUUAGCAUCCCUAAGUUUAGUAUAAAAAGAACGUUCAUUUGAGUUUUUCUUGUUUUUUAAGCACGAAGUAUAAAUUACAAAAGACAACAUUGAACUAUCUGUACUUGGGAUUUACCCAUCUUUUUGGAGUUCUCAAUGAGCAAGCAAUGUCACAGGUAAUUGCUACGUGGUUUUAUUUCGUGGCCCUACCAUCUCAACCUUGCUUCCCUCAUCUUCUCUGCAAUGUCUACCACCCACAUCUUUUUCUGCUCUCUUCAUAAUGCUCCUGUCAGGCUCUCCUUCAUCUCAUCUUAUGACGUGUCCAUAUCAUCUCAACCUUGCUUCCCUCACCUUCUCUGCAAUGUCUACCACCCCACAUCUUUUUCUGCUCUCUUCAUAAUGUUCCUGACAGACUCUCCUUCAUCUCAUCUUAUGACGUGUCCAUACCAUCUCAACCUUGCUUCCCUCACCUUCUCUGCAAUGUCUACCACCCCACAUCUUUUUCUGCUCUGUUCAUAAUGUUCCUGACAGACUCUCCUUCAUCUCAUCUUAUGACGUGUCCAUACCAUCUCAACCUUGCUUCCAUAAUGUCCCUGACAGUCUCUCCUUCAUCUCCUCUGAUACGUAUCCAUACCACGGCUAUUGAAACAUUAUUCAUUUUUUGUAAAUCUUUGGUAAUGUUAGAGGUCUUGUGCAGCCUUGGAUGGCCUAACAUUGGUGUUUCGAACGCUUGUUCUCUUAAUUGAGAAACCUUCCGUACUUGGGGAGAGCAUUCUGAGCAUUGUCACAGGUGAGUAUGACUGUCUUGCCUCUGAGACUUGACCACCAUAUCCUUCAUGUUAUCUAGAAAAAAACCCUGAAAUUAGCUGCGAAAAAUGAUAUGAAAACUGUUAAUUCCCGCCACCUUGACAUCACUUUUCUCGUACACACGUAAAAAUCUCACAACUUGUCAACAAGAUGUGUUCUCAACAGGCUUGUAGCAAGCUUGUCAACAAGUUGUAACAAUGCUGUUAUUUUAUCAAGUUGCUACAAGCUUGUCACUUACAACUUGUUAACAAAUUGUUGAAUUGCAGGACGAUAACAUGUUGUUAGAACAACUUGUAACAAGUCUGUUGAACUCAACAACCUUGUAGCAAGUUAUCAACAAGCCGUUGACAACUUGUCAACAAGCUGGGAACAAGCAGUGUGAACACAUCCUGUUGACAAGUUGUUGGAACAGCAUUGCUACAAGUCUGCUGCAGGUUUGUUACAACUUGUGCGUUUUUACAUGUGUAGGCCGAAUGACCGAAAUUCUUACUCCAGGUAUAUAUAUCGCUCACCGACUCUUUUUAUUCCACAGAAGUGACAAAUGCUACAAUUCUCGAGCUCAAGUCAGCCAUGUUGACUGUCCUUGAUAAACUAUCAAGUUCUAUGGUCAGAUCUAUCGACGGUGGUGAUACUGUGAACGGCAUCAUGAGAACAUUAUUGGACCUCAUAAAAUUACUUCUAUAUUCUCACAAACAUAUCGCUGUAUCACGUGAACUUCUUAAUCUGUCCACGUGCAUCGCAUCCCUGCCCUGGAUUGUGAAAGUCAAUCCAGAAUAUGCCACUAUGGUGCCUUGUGGUAAUGGUUGGAAUUUAGCCAAGUUAAAACAGCUAUCCAGUGUAUUAGCAAAAUAUAUGGACCCUGGUACCUGCCUUGAAGUUUUAACCAUGUUUCCUCCGGAGUUGAUGACAAAAUGGAAAGUUCAUGUUUUUCAUGAAACUUUGGUAAGGAAAGGGAUUAAACUUUUGUUACAGGAUCUCAGUGAGAGAUGAGGAACCAAACAGUCAAAUCCUGAAGGUGAAAUACAAUCGCAAUAUUAUUUAUAACUACAAUCUUUUAUUACAGAGCUCUAGUGACUUCCAGGAUAUUCACAAGACAGUGAUAACGUUACUCCCUGUGUUGGUAGCCACAUUAACAGGCGAAGAACAAAAUGAAGUAUUGGACACAGUUCUACAACACUCCAAUUCAGAGUUGCUGCAGAUUUCUCUGUGUAAAAGUUUUGGCCAGCUGGGCUGCGCAUUAUUUCGCUGUUUAACAACUUCGCUUGAUGUCACAAAAUUUCCGCAGACCUUGCAAGAGUCUAGUUGUUCGCUGUGUGACAGUGGAGAUAAAUCCGAGAAUAUUAUUG